Molecule: messenger RNA, 627 nt
Organism: Microthlaspi erraticum
Lineage: Eukaryota; Viridiplantae; Streptophyta; Magnoliopsida; Brassicales; Brassicaceae
Source: the annotation of a GenBank genome assembly
AUGUACGCAGAAGCUACAACACUUCAUCUGGCAAGUGUUAACGGGUGUGUUUCUGUAGGGGCACGGCUACAGAGUCGCGGCCUUCAAAUCGACCCACAGUGCGUGCGGUGCGGUAUGGCUCCGGAAACGGUUAAUCAUAUGUUAUUUGAAUGUCCACCAGCGUUACAGGUGUGGGCUUUAUCCCCAAUUCCUACAGCUUUGGACCAUUUCCCAACAGGAGGCUUGUUUACAAACAUUGCUCACCUGUUCUGGAACCUACCAAAUGAUGAAAGAAUGGGUAUGUAUCCCUGGUUGCUUUGGUUUAUUUGGAAAGCCCGAAACGAUAAGGUCUUCUCCAAUGAUGACUCAGAUCCUAAUGAUAUCAUUAAUCACGCGGCAAGUGAAGCGGUAGCGUGGAGGACGGCACAAGAGACAAGAGGUCACACCGGUCUGGAGGGGAAUCCGGCUGAGUUAUCUCGCCAGAGGCGGGGUAUAUCACCACUCCAAGCAGAGCUUGAAGCGCUGGUAUGGGCUAUGCAGUGCAUGUUACGGCAGAAGAAGUUAACAAUAGUGUUUGAAACGGACUGUUCCGAUGUGGUAAAGAUGGUGUCUAAACCCGAGGAGUGGCCAGCUUUUGCACAAUACUAG